Messenger RNA from Penicillium salamii, 1440 nucleotides. The record is from the annotation of a GenBank genome assembly. NCBI's taxonomy places the organism in Eukaryota, Fungi, Ascomycota, Eurotiomycetes, Eurotiales, Aspergillaceae.
AUGCCCAGCCUCAAGACUCUGUUGACUGCCACUUUCCUAGCCACAGGAGGGUUCCUGUUCGGUUAUGACAGUGGUAUCGUCACAUCAACGAUCGGCCAACCUGAAUUUAUCGAAUACUUCUCCAACCCCAGCGAUACCGUGACAGGUGGUGUCGUUUCUGCAUUCCAGGGCGGUGCCAUCUUGGGUACAAUUAUCAAUAUCUUCACGGGCGACCGGCUUGGCCGAAAAUACUCUGUCUUUGCCGGUGCCGCUGUGUCAUGCUUUGGGUGUGCAUUGCAGGCUGGUGCCAUCAACAUGGUCAUGCUCAUCAUCGGACGUUUUAUUGCCGGUGUUGCAGUAGGAAUGUUGACAUCGGUCAUCCCCAUGUAUGCGGGUGAGAUUGCCGAGUCCUCUUCUAGGGGUAUGAUGUCCGGCUUGUUACAAUGGAUGUUGAGUUGGGGAUAUUUCGUUGCUCAGUGGCUCGGGUAUGGGUGCUCCUUCAACAACACUGCCUUCCAAUGGCGAUUCCCUCUCGCCUUCCAAUGCGUUCCAGGUAUAGCACUUAUGAGUGGUAUUCUCUUCCUCAACGAAUCUCCUCGCUGGCUGAUGGAGAAAGAUCGCCAUGAGGAAGCCCUGACUGUGCUUAAAAACCUCCACGGUGAUGGCACACCCGAGAAGGAGCAAUACAUCGAGCUCGAGUUCCAGGAGAUUCGCGAAGCUAUUCAAGCAGAGCGGGCUCAAACGAAGAUCUCCUAUACUUCCAUCCUUCGCAAGCCCUCUUGGCGCCGUCGUCUUCUUCUCGGCUGUGCGGUUCAGGCCUUCGGUCCUCUAUCCGGAAUUAACGUGAUCAACUACUACGGCACUCGCAUUUACGGACAGCUUGGCUUCGAUACCCAGACUACAUUGAUGAUCAUUGGAAUAUCUGGUGCCUUCUCCAUCGUCUGGGCUACACUCGGUCUAUGGGCCCUCGAGCGUGUUGGCCGGGUCAAGCCUCUCAUCAUCUCAGCAGCCGGAAUGGCAGCUGCACUCGUCUGCAACGCUGCGAUGUCCCAACAUUGGGAUCAAGAUAAUAACAACCAGCUCCGGGCUAUGGUGGCCAUGAACUUUGUGUUCAGCUUCUUCUACACUUUUGUCGGAAUCAUCUCCUGGGUGUAUCCCGCUGAGAUCUUCCCGGUUGAUAUCCGGAACCAGGGUAACUCAAUUACCACCUUUACCAACUGGACUUUCAAUCUGGUUUUCGCGCAAUUCUCCCCAAAUGCGCUGUCUUCUAUUGGAUUCCGGUACUUCUAUGUUUUCUUUGCUUUCAAUGUCGUUGCUAUGUUGUGUUACAUUUUCUUCUUCCCUGAAACUCGGGGUAAGACUCUCGAACAGAUGGAUAUUCUGUUUGGAGAUGCGACACCGCUUGCUGUGAAUGAGAAAGAGGCUGAGACAGUCAUGGUUGAGGAUACCACCAAGCAAUGA